CGCUCUCUUCUGGAAGAGUUCUUGCACAAGAAGCUGCCAGUGCUGACCUAGCCUUAAUUUAAUAUUGCAAUAGCUAACAGGCGCUCGCAUCAUUUCAGUAACACCCAUAAUGUGACACGUGCUGUACUAACAUAAAAGACUCCUCCUGACUCAAAGAGCUGAGGUAGUGAUCUCACGAUGGUGUAAAAGUCAUGGGUAAUUUUCAGACAGAUGGAGGGGCCUACCUCUUGUCAAAGUUCCCAUAAGCCAACAGCUUGGCAGGCUGAAAAUUAAGGCACAACAAUGUUAUGGCCAAUGGUUUAAUGGGGCCAGCUUGUGCCCAGCUGUCUGAGUGACCUAACCCACUGGAUCAGGCACCUCUUUUGAGUUGAGUAGGCUUUCAGCAUGACAUCAAGCAAGACUUAAACCCAUGAUCUUCAGGAGUGCAGUUGGGCCCCUUUACCACUCAACUGCCCAACAUCUCCUAGCAAUCAGUGUUAAAAAGCCUGUGGAAAGUCAAGGCCUGGGUGACCAAGUUUCCAUGUCUUUCUUUACAAUCACAAGGGCCCACAGACAACUGGAGAAGAAGUGGGUUACAGUGGGAGACACGUCCCUUCGGAUAUUUAAGUGGGUGCCUGUAGCAGAUAGUAAAGAGAAAGAGAAGUCCAAAACAAGUGGCAGCACUGCCCGAGAACCCAAUGGCUUCCCAGCUGACACAUCGGCCAACUCCUCCCUUCUCCUGGAAUUCCAGGAUGAGACCAGUAACCAGAGCUCCCUGUCGGAUGUCUACCAGCUCAAAGUCGACAGCAGCCCAAACUCGAGCCCCAGCCCACAGCAGAGUGAGUCAAUGAGUCCUGCGCACACGUCUGAUUUCCGCACGGACGACUCACAGCCGCCUACACUGGGGCAGGAGAUCCUGGAAGAGCCCUGCCUACCUUCCUCGGAAGUUGCAGAUGAGCCUCCCACUCUCACGAAGGAAGAGCCUGUCCCUCUUGAGACUCAGGAAACUGAAGAGGAUUCUGGGGCACCACCUCUGAAGAGAUUUUGUGCCGAGCAGAACUCUGUAUGCCACACAGCCUUGGAGAGCUAGCCUGCCCUCCCCAGGGCCGGGCCACUUCCGGCACACCCCUGCAGAGACAGCCUGCCCUCCCCAGGGAAGGGCCCCUUCUGGUGCACCUCUGCAGAGCUGGCCUGCCCUCCCCAGCGCUGGGCCCCUCCUGCCAGAUCUCCCCUCCUCCCCCAUUUCCCGCAGAGCUAGCCUGCUUUCUCCUGGGACUCUCCUGCUGGACUCCCUGCAGAGCUGGCCUGCCCUCCCCAGGGAGAGGCCCCUCCCACCAGCCCCCGUAAUGCUGGCCUGGCCCUCCUGCUACUCCUCACAGAGGAACUUAUUUGUCCUUCCCUCUGGGCAGGGCAGGGCAGUCCCUGCUAUCAGUAUGUGCAAACUUGCCUCUAUUUAUUGGCUCCCUUUUCCUGCUGCUCUGUGCUGGUGCUGCAGGGUCUGGGCCUGCAGCCUGCUUGUGGGAGGUGCUGUGUGUUCUGGGUCUCCUGCUCUGCCUGAUGCCAGCUGAGAGCUGCAGCCUGGCAGACAAGAAGCCCCUGCAGGACUUGGAGUCUGUGCUUGAGUGAGGCGCUGUGCCCCCAGUGGCCGGGACUGGAAGAGCCCUUCCCCCUGCACUGUUUCUCUUCACUGGUGUGACCAUGUCCUGGAGCUUCCCACAGUAAACAAGCCUCCCUGAUGAGCCCGGAGGAAUUUGGGGAGUGGUUGGGCCACAGGACCUUGCAGCACUGGGGCUCUGACAAAGGCGUUUGCCUGCAGGACAAGAAUUUCAAGCUGGGACACUGUGCAAUAGCUGUUGGUUUAAGCCAUUUGUGCUGGAGGAGACAGGAGCCACCCUGCUAAGGAGGGAAGGCAGCUGAGUGCUUCAGGACACAGCCGCCCCCAGCUAUGCCCUACGGGGCCUCUGGACGCAGGAUGGCAGCAUUCGAGGAUGCAGGCUGCUGUUAGUAUUAGAUCCAGGGAGGGUGCCCAGGUCCCAGCUGACUCUGUGCCCUGAGCCUGGCAUGGACAUACUGUUCCUAAUGUGAGGGCCCCUGGCAGAAGCAGCAAAGGUUUGCUGCAGCUUGGGGCCCACUACAAGUCUGACCUCAGGGAUGAGGAAGGACUCAGAAGGGCCUUAGGUCUCUCCCAGCAAACCCAGGGGCCUUGGUUCUCACUCUCCCAGGAAUGUUGGGGCCACAUCAGGUCCCAGGACAUCUUAUACGGGCUACCCCCAAGGCCCUGGCUGGUCACCCAGCUCCCAGGGAGCGCUGCUCCCCAGGCUUGUUUAUCAUGGAGCUCCCAUCCCUCCUCCUCUCCAACGCCAUGGACCCGUUUCCUCUUCGUAACAAUCUGCAUGUGAAAUCAAGUCUGUGAGUGAGUCUCUGUUGAAGCCGAAGGCGCCAGUUAGGCAUGGGAGUGGAGAGAUAUUUUAGCACUGAAUAGAAUAUUUUUAAAAUUAAACUAUUUGAAAUACCCUGUGUGAAUUUCUCAGCAGCAGCUUGGGGAGGCUGUGGACCUACCAUAGAGCUCUGCAAGUGCAGAAGCAACAAGAUAUAGUGACAAGACGUUUCCCAUAAAAUUGAGACUGUC
Molecule: messenger RNA, 2608 nt
Organism: Pelodiscus sinensis (Chinese soft-shelled turtle)
Lineage: Eukaryota; Metazoa; Chordata; Testudines; Trionychidae
Source: RefSeq, a predicted model, not a curated record